AUGGAGCUGGCAGUGUGUUGCUCAGGCUGUAUUACCUUUAAUUCAUUCCGAAUGGCAGUCCCGUUUUACUUCAAAAUAAUUAUUUUAGCGGCCGUAUUUCAGUAUGGCCAGACUGCUCGGUUAUACACUGAGGAGGACCCGGUGGUUAUCCUAACCAGUGACACUCUGAAGCAGACCUUGUUCAACUCUUCCUCAGCCUGGCUGCUUCAGUUCUACUCUUCGUGGUGUGGACACUGUAUCCAGUACUCACCCACAUGGAAAGCCCUGGCAGGCGACGUGAAAGACUGGUCCCAGGCCAUCCGCAUCGGAGUUCUGGACUGUGCACACGAGAAGAACUUUGACAUAUGUAAAGAGUUUAGCAUCCACUUCUACCCCACAUUUCGGUACUUCAAAGCACACGUCACUACACCUGAUAUCGGAAGGACAUACAGAGGUGCUGAUCGAGAGCUUCAGACAGUAAGACAGCUGAUGGUAAACUUUCUGCAAAACCACACCAGGCAAGACUGGCCUGUUAGCUGCCCCCCACUAGAACCUGCCAGGACUGAGGACAUUCUGUCCUUGAUGGGCCAGAAAUCAGAGCACUAUACUGCAGUUAUCGUAGAGGAUGGAGACUCCUACAUGGGAAGAGAGGUAAUGUUGGACCUCAUGCCGUAUCAGGGUGUGGUAGUGAAGAGGGCCCUGAACUCAGAAAAGCUGCUUAUGGAGAAGCUAGGCAUCAUCACAGUCCCUACAGCCUACCUCUUCCACCCCAAUGGAACACAUGCAGUCAUGGAAGUGCAGAAGAGACUGCGCUUUUUCUACUCCUCCUUCCUUAAACUGCUUCCUGGAGUACAUAGGAAGCAGUCCACUUCAGUUCAGCACCUUGAGCAGGCAGCCAAUAAAGGCCAUAGCUCAAGUGAGGUGUUGAAAGAGUUUGACAAGUCUAAAGUGUAUAUGAUGGACCUAGAGUCUGGCUUGCAUUACCUAUUGAGAGUGGAGCUGGCAACGCACAAGACCUUGGAGGGAGAGGAGCUGAAAACCUUCAAAGACUUUGUCACUGUAGUGGCUAAGUUGUUUCCUGGGCGCCAAUCUGUGGUAAAGCUUUUGGAGACUCUGCUGGAGUGGCUGGUUAGUUUACCACUGGAAAAGAUCCCUUACAAUGCCAUUCUGGAUCUUGCCAACAAUAAUAUGCGGAUCUCUGGGCUGUACCUGAGUGAGCAUGUGCAGUGGGUGGGCUGCCAGGGCAGCAGCGUGGCUCUGAGAGGAUAUCCCUGCUCCCUCUGGACUCUGUUCCACGUGCUCACCGUGCAAGCUGCCAGCCAACCAGACGCUCUUGCCAACACUGCACUGGAGGAUGAUCCAUUGGCAGUGCUUCAAACAAUGCGCCGCUACAUUGGAACUUUUUUCGGCUGCCGUGAGUGUGGCAAGCACUUUGAGCAGAUGGCACAGGAGUCUAUGAGCCAGGUGAAGACACUGGAUGAGGCAGUGCUCUGGCUGUGGAGGAGGCAUAACCAGGUUAAUGUGAGACUAGCAGGCUCAUUGAGUGAAGACCCUAUGUUUCCUAAAACGCAGUGGCCUACUCCUGACCUGUGUCCUGCCUGUCAUGAAGAGCAAGAUGGGCUUCAUGUGUGGAAUGAAGACAUGGUACUCACCUUUCUCAAACAACACUAUGGUGCUGCCAACAUUUCCCCCAAAUACAUCAGUGACAGCCAUCCAAAGCCAGGCCUUCCUGCUCCUAACAAAGCCAUAGCUGCAACCCUGUUCAACGUUCAUGUAAAAGGACUGAAGCCAUCUGCUGAAAGUGCUCCUAAAUAUCAGAAGCAGUCUGACCUCAAUGGAGCAGGUGACGGGGGCUCCGGUGUCCAAAAGGAACUGGGGCCGAGUGUCUCCUUCCUGGGGCUGGGCUUCUCCAGCGUGGACAUGAGCCUCUGUGUACUGCUCUAUGCCUUCUCCUGUGUGUUUCUCAUGCUCAUGUUCUUCUUCUUCCGCGUCCGCUCCAAAAGGUGGAAGAUCAAAAGCCAUCGGCCCUUCGUAUAGCAGACAAACUCUUUUUAGAAACCUGACUGUAAUAUAGAAACCUGCCAGAGUUGAAGGAAACUUUAAUUUAUUCAUUUAUUGUAGUAUGUGCUGUUUUGUGAUGUUUGCUGUGAAGAGACGAUCUCAUGCCAAACUUGAUUUAUGACCGACUCGAAACUCAACCCCAUGUGUCAGGCCUGGUUGUAAGGUUGAAGCCUUGUAAGUGGAGGUUUUUCCCUCUUAUUACAAGUGGAUGAAAUAUUGGAAAGGUAAAAAUAUUUUAUUAAUCAAAAUACAUCUGACUACUAAGGUCAAAGAAGUCUAUUUUUAUGAAAAUACUAUGUAUGACAAGGUUAUUUAUAGAGAUUUUUAAUGAAGCCAAGUGUGCCCCCUGAUUUGUCAGUGGACUAACACGCUCAAAGUAACACUGACCAGAUAUUUGUAUGAGAUAUUUGUACACACAACUUUACCCCAUCAAAUAAACAUUGCCAGCUUAGCUAUUAAACCUUAAAUCACUGCCUUUCAAAGCCCUGUAAUUACACUACAAAAGGAGAAAUUUUGUUUAUGACUUAUCUCUUAAACAGUUCUGAUGGGUAUUCUCACCUACUUGGACCAUUGCAUUGAUGUCUUGGUUAAAAUCCUGCAGUGGACAUGAUCCUCCAGUUAAUUAUGUUUACAUAGUGAAACGUGAUGUGAUUCUCAGAUCUGUGCCACACUGGACCUUCCAGUAGAUAUGAGUAUAAUGUGUGAGCGUUCUGUUUUGUUUUUUUUUUUAAAUUGAUAUCGCACCUUGAGUGGUUUAGUCACAUCGUGUCCUUGCAUUAAUCGUUAUUUCCUCAGGCACUCUCGGUUGAAGCAUUUUUUGAACACUGACACAGUUCACAGUGAUUGAUUUUGGUUUCUGUGCCCUAAUGUUUCCCACCAGGGCAUUUAGAGACAUCAUUGCUUGUGGUGUUUUAACAUUUUUUUUUUUUUUAGCUCUGUCACAGCUACUGUGCAGCUCCUAGUAUAGAGAUAAGCUUGUAAAAUGUUGAUAUAUGAAAUGAUACGCUAUUUCACUGAGAGCACACGUUAAAUUAUUGAUAUGGUAAUGGAUUGUCUCUUAAUGUGUCUCGUAAGGAUCGAGGCUGAUAAAAUUUGUUCUUUUUCUCUUGAAGCGACUGGUAAACAAGAUUCGAGCUGUUUUUUUUUUGUUUGUUUAAAUGAUAUGAUGUAGUGAUGUGCAUUUAGUGUGUUUUAGUGUGAUAAUACAGUAUCAAAAAUCUUUCUUUUAAUAUUUUCAGUGAGUCCAGGAUUCCAAGCCAUUUAACUUGAUACAUGGAAUUUACUACAUCUGUCCGCUAUGAAGAAUAUACUUUUUUUGUGCAGAAUAAACUGGAAGUUUCUUUAUAAAUAUCACAAAUUUCUCAACAUUUCUGCCUAAUUUGACUGUUUAAAUGUGAACAGAGUUAUUGAGAGUGGUUUGAUGUGAAAUGCUCAAUUCUGGAGAAACUUGCUGAGUAAAGACUGUUCACAGUGGUGGUGACAGGAACCAGGUGAGGAGCUUAUACCUUGAAAAUACCCUGGGAGAAAGGUAUUAUGUGAAAUGGUUGAGCAUGUGCUUCGUAAUAUUUUUUUUUUUUCAGAUUUACUACUAUUUUCCCAACACUACAUACAAAACCUUAGAGUUGGUGGUUGUUUUGGAUAGUAAAUUUGAAUUGUAUAGAUCACACCUCCUGGUUCCUGUCACCACCACUGUAAAGAAAAUCUGAGUCACUAAGUUUAUCUACAGUGAACCUUUUCGCAUCCAACUGCUCUGAAUGUUUACAGCUCAGUGAUUGACAGUUUGACAAAUUGGUGGAAUUGCUCUUCACUACUGUUGACAGCAUUCAACAUGUUUUCAUGUGUUUAUCUGUAUAAAUGUGAACUUGUUUGGUUUACCUGUUUUUUUUUUGUUUGUUUUUGUUUUUGUUUUUUGGCUGUUAAAGCAGCUCUGUGAUGAAAUGUACUCAUUUCGAUGAAAAGCCUUAUUAAUUCCUGCUUUUGUGUCAGAAAAAGGCAUGAUCGUAAUGGCACAGAAAAGUGGCCUUUUCAGCUGCUCCAAAAUGACAUUGUACCCUUUUUUUAAAUUGUUAUAUGUUUUCAAUGGUUUAAGGACAGACUAUUUUUACGUGAAGAGUAUUUUCUGGGCUCGUCCUGUACAUAUGUAGCUGUUCUCGUCCUCAGAGAGGAACUGUGGCAUUUUUGUAUGACCAAUAAUGUAACUCGUCUUUGAAAAUAAAAAUGUACAUUGGUAUCAGCCUUGAA
Pygocentrus nattereri (red-bellied piranha) is the source of this 4281-nucleotide messenger RNA. It is a transcript of the gene qsox2, whose product is annotated as quiescin Q6 sulfhydryl oxidase 2. Gene Ontology annotation, biological process: protein folding. The transcript has 12 exons. Gene Ontology annotation, cellular component: Golgi membrane. Gene Ontology annotation, molecular function: protein disulfide isomerase activity; flavin-dependent sulfhydryl oxidase activity. The record is from RefSeq and is a predicted model, not a curated record. NCBI's taxonomy places the organism in Eukaryota, Metazoa, Chordata, Actinopteri, Characiformes, Serrasalmidae. Bases 1 to 2016 code for a protein of 671 amino acids.